This is a messenger RNA of Coniophora puteana RWD-64-598 SS2, 1071 nucleotides long. RefSeq lists its product as uncharacterized. Lineage: Eukaryota; Fungi; Basidiomycota; Agaricomycetes; Boletales; Coniophoraceae. The coding region runs from base 136 to 1071 and encodes 311 amino acids. The transcript is spliced from 13 exons. The record is from RefSeq and is a predicted model, not a curated record.
GCGCGUGGAGACAAUUUCAGGGUUGCGAACUCUCGGACAUACACUUGCGACCCAUAUAACUGGGGCGAAGAUGCGUGCUAUGUUCUCGCACUCACUCUGAUUUUUCUCUCUUUUAUUACUUGGGCCAACUCAAGUAUGGGGGCCUAUGAUAACACUAUUGGUGUCCUGCUCGUUGGGAUCAUCUUCAACACCUACCUGUAUGGAUUGGUUACCUUCCAGUUCAUUCGCUAUUUUCAAGCCAAAUACGACGAUGCUUGGAUCAUCAAGUUCAUGGUUCUUUUCCUCUUUGUCUUGGACACCGUUCACAGCGCCUCGGUGAUCUAUCUCGCUUGGUUUUAUACCGUCCAAAACUUCUCGAACCCAGCCGCAUUAGCGAUUGCUUUUUGGCCGUUGGUUUUCACGCCGAUUGCAACGGCGUUAGCUGCUUUCGCGACUCAGGUGUUCCUCGGCUGGCGUAUCUGGCGUUUGAGCAAAAGUACUAUCCUGUUUGGCGUUAUCCUCGCGCUUGCUAUACCCUCACUAGGGCUGGGCUUUGCGUGCGGCAUCAAAUCGUGGAUCAUCUAUUACUUAGCAGAAUUCGGGCAGAUUGAUAGUCUCGUCACGUCCUGGCUCGUAAUGCAGGUGUUCGUGGACACCAUCAUAACAACUGCGUUGACAGUCAUCCUCUCGCGCUCGCGCACGGGCUUCAGGAAGACCGACUCAGUUAUCAACCAGCUCAUCAGGGGCGCGAUCCAGACGGGGCUGUUCGCAGGCCUGUUCUCCCUCGGCGACCUCAUCACGUUCCUUCGGUGGCCUCAGACUAAUCUCUUCGGGAUGUUCGCCAUCCCCAUCGGACGCAUCUACACCAACACGUUGCUUGACACCCUGCUCUCCCGCAGAGAGCUGCGCGAACAGAUGGGUAACAACUCGGUGAACCUGGAAUCCGUGCACGCAUACACGCCCUCGCACCAGCGGGCUCCAACUUCUCAUGCACGUAGUGUGAACGUCGACAUUCUCAAGGAGGUGGAGGUGGUCACUGUGUAUGAUGGUGAGAGGGACUACACCAACGGCGACGUCAAAGGGCAGGUUUGA